Molecule: messenger RNA, 920 nt
Organism: Daldinia vernicosa
Lineage: Eukaryota; Fungi; Ascomycota; Sordariomycetes; Xylariales; Hypoxylaceae
Exons: 1
Coding region: 378-746 (122 amino acids)
Source: RefSeq, a predicted model, not a curated record
ACCCUGAGCAGUGCGUCGUUUGCUCUGUCGAUCCCGCGUAAGAUUUGUGGUGCCUCUGCGUGGAUAUUCGUCGCAUUUUCUACCUCAUAUGCACGUUGGCAUCGUGACAUCAGGAUAUCAGAUGCAACUGCUUUUCUUGCGACUUUACUUAGACGGUUAGUUCUCUCCGGUACUAAUAUAAAUAGCAGCUUCCUUAGCAAGCUUCUGAAUUCUCUUCUUACUUACCUACAUAUUUCCGCUCUACGAAGAAAUCCAUUCCACCAUAGGUUGCCCCUCAAUCUACUAUUAACUGUAGCGCAUUGUCAAGUUAGUAUCAAUUCCAUCAAUUCCACCAUCAUACUACCUAAAGAGAAGACCAGUCGACCAUAACCAACGCGAUGCGCUUGUCAACAACUUUCAAUUUGGUCGCCAUGGCCGCCGCUCCCAUCUUUCUCCGACCAGUAUCAGGAUGGUCAUUCACUAUGUAUGAUACUGAGGAUUGUAGCAACUCGACAAACUCGGACGCGGUCGCAGAUAGAGUGGAACGACAAGGCGAUGUCGAUUGCGACGUAGUCCUAAAUGCGGACCAGCAUAAAUCGGUCCUUGGUGGAGUCCCGGCUGGAAGCGAGUGCCGCAUUUCAUUCUAUCCCGUCAAGGAUUGCGGAGGCAGAGUCGCGUUUAGCUUGACACAAGACACUACAUCUUGUCUCUCCAUUGAGGACCUUGUUGCACCAUUGGCAUAUUAUAGCGCUACGGAUUGUGCCUAAUAAAACAGCUCGAGUAUGAAGAAAGUGUGGGGAUGUUGUGAGGAAGUAGGAUGAAAGAAAACCUAGGAGGUGGUUAUGUCAAGGAAAACACUUGAAUUGAAAAACAUUGAGAGGACAACAUUAGAAACGGGCUGACACGGUAACUAAAGUCAUAUAUUCCGUAUUACGUAUUGC